Messenger RNA from Homalodisca vitripennis (glassy-winged sharpshooter), 621 nucleotides. RefSeq lists its product as uncharacterized. The transcript has a single exon. Lineage: Eukaryota; Metazoa; Arthropoda; Insecta; Hemiptera; Cicadellidae. The record is from RefSeq and is a predicted model, not a curated record. The coding region runs from base 1 to 621 and encodes 206 amino acids.
AUGACUCUAGCAGAUUUUAAUUUUAACUCACCAGGGCCAAUAGACAUGCUCAUAGGAGCAGAGCUCUUUUUUAGUUUAUUGUGUGUUGGACAGGUGAGACCACACAGAUCGGCGCCAAUUUUCCAAAAGACAUCAUUAGGUUGGGUCGCCUCUGGUAGGGUUGCUACUAGGAAACAACAACCAACCUUGACAUGCAAUUUAUCUAUAGAUGAUCAAGUAACAAGGCAAGUGCAACGUUUCUGGGAAAUUGAAGAUUGUGACGUUCACACAUCCCCAGCCAGUCAAACUACCACGUGUGAACGGAUGUACACAGAAACAACGUACAGGAAUUCUACAGGCAAAUAUGUAGUUAACUUGCCAUGUAGUGAUGACAUAAAUAGUCUAGGUGAGUCCAAGAAAACAGCUGAAUCUCGAUUUAGUCAACUGGAAAGAAAAUUAGAAAGAGAUCCCAAUCUACAUGCAGCAUAUUCACAAUUCAUGAAUGAAUAUGAAGCACUAGGGCAUAUGGAAGCGGUGGAACCCAACGUGAAGCCAGUUGGUCCAGUAUAUUACAUUCCGCAUCUACCUGUCGUUAGAGAAGACAGUUCAGAGCUGUAUAACGAAGCUCAGAGUUGUAUUUGA